This is a messenger RNA of Uloborus diversus, 7137 nucleotides long. RefSeq lists its product as uncharacterized. Lineage: Eukaryota; Metazoa; Arthropoda; Arachnida; Araneae; Uloboridae. The coding region runs from base 1 to 7137 and encodes 2378 amino acids. The transcript has 16 exons. The record is from RefSeq and is a predicted model, not a curated record.
AUGACACUGGGCAAGGGCAUUGCUGGAUUAGUAACAAGUUUUCCUGUUCUUCCGUAUUUUAAAAAUCAAGCAUCAAAACUUUAUUACAAGGUGAAAACUGUAGUACCAAAACAGUUGAAAAAAAAGCUUAAAGUGUAUCAAGUAGAUUCUGAUAGUGACGAAGUAGACGGAGAUUUGGAAGAAGAACUUAACAGAGAGUUGAACAAGGACAGUGAUGGUGAUAUAUCUGUGAAUGACUUUAAUAUUGAUGAAUUAGAAGAAUAUGAAGAAAUAGGGAAACUUGAAACUUACCCUGAGAUAAGGAGUCAAAAUGAAAAUAGCUCUGUUGAUAAAGAUGAUGGCAAAAUUCAUGGAACUCAACUAAAUUUACUAGGUGAUUUAAAAGAAUGGACUUUAGAUGGACUCAAACAACAAUCGAAUAAAGUUCAGUAUCAUGUCGAGUUAGAGAAAUAUUAUGUUCUGUUGCCAGACUACAGCGUGAAUCAAGAGUUGACCAACAGUACUUUCGACGGCAGCAACACGUCCUGGAGCAGCAGCGACUGGAACGCUCCUCGGGCUCCGAAGAGCGAACCUAACACUUUCUACAAGUACCAGGGCUCGUACCAGGCCGGCGACUGGUCCAGCGACCCGUCCUAUGGCGUGAUGCAUCAGUCCUCCUCUCCAAGUGCCUCGUCGUCCUCCUACUACGACGCUAACAAUGACUACUACGGAUACGGAUACGGACAGGGCUAUGGACAGCAAGCGCCGUACGGGAUGCAGCAGCAGCAACAGAACCCCUAUCCUCCCGUUGUACGGCCACCAUGUGACGCUCCUUAUAACGGGAGCCGGAUUCCGUCCGGCUGUCCGCCCGGUAAGCAGAUGUUUCCGGACUACCGCAGACAGAAUCGGUUCGGUCUGGACGCCCAGGGAAGAAUACAGCAUAUCAAGCGUGAGCCUGAGGACGCCAUGGAACAAGAUGGCGAGAACUUCACGUCUCUCUUCACCAAAAGCCUGACGUCUCUGUACUCACAAGAUGCGGAAAAUGCUUUUCCGGACGAAAGCAAAAGUUACGACCCGGACGUCAUGAUACUGGACCCUGCGCGGCCCCAGGCUGCCAUGGACGACGGAGGGUACCAUAGGAUGAAUGCGUCGUACGGCAUGGGGACGGCUGGCUAUCCUAAUCAUCAGGGACCUCGGCAGAACUUCGGAGGCUACUAUGAGAAUAGGAACCAAAUCCCGGAACCAGCUCCUAGUGUUGUGCAAGACCUCAAUGCGGAAUCAGAGCGGGUCAAUUCCUUCAGGUACGACAGGCCUUCGUUCGAUGACAUGCACCUGUAUGCCUCUUCCCCGAACGAUACCAAAAGUCAGGCGAAGAAGCGGAAACUGUCCACGCCGAACAGUGCCCCCGAAGGCGGCUCCGAAAGCCGGAGGAAAGCCCCCCGCCUCGUUUCCUUCAAAAGCGACUCGAAGUGGACGCCCAACUCGUACUCCUUCUCCGACGUCACUAUCAAGCAAGAGCCCCUGGACGAAUACGAGGACGGCGAGUCGCAGAAUCGCUGCCUGGUGGACAACGCCGCCAACAGCAACGGCAACGCCGUGAAAGCUUCCGUGCAGCCGACCGACCAGCCGAAACCCGUGGUGCGCAAGCGCAGUCCCGGUACGACUUGCUUCGACAGGUUCGAGAAGAAGUCCACCCCUGCAAGCAAGAAGGUGUCGCCGUUGUCCGUGUACGCCAAAGUCCAGGACAGCCUCGUCCUGAGUGUCAAGUGCAGGCGCUACAAGAAGCGGACGAAGCCCAUCGCGGCCAAAGAGGAUUCGACGUAUCCCGGAAGGGAAGAAAUCGAGAACUGGAAGAGGACUGGUGCCUACAGUCAGAGUCCAGACCAAGCAGUUCGGCUGCUCAUGAACGAGCUUAUCGACAGGGUGUCCCACAUGGGCGACCGUAGUGUGCCCGAGGGCCCCGAAUUACCCCCGGUCGACCUAAACAAGGAUAGAGAGCUUCUUUAUCAGUUCUGCAAGCGUUAUUCUAUUGACUAUUCGGACUUUGAGAAUGCUGCCGAGCUGAAACCCCGCAUGGUCGUUACAGAACCGACAAAAAACUUCGAACGGGCUUCCGCCUUCCGCAAACGAACGAAUAUUUCUCCUAUGCGUUCCAAAACACCCACACGAGCUGAGGUUAAGGCUCAGAAGAAUGAGAAAGUGACGAGGAAAGUCGUGGUCGAGGCUGCUAAAUCCAGAGCCGAGGUGGCUAAAACUACCGGCAAGCGGACUCUGAGAAAGUUGCCACGCCGCUCGCAACGCGGUAGGAAACUGCGCGGGCGCAGUCGCAAAGCACCUGUCGUCACGAGACGGUAUUCCACGAGGAGUGCCAAGGAAGACGGUCACAGCGAUGUUGACAUUGUCAUAGGUUCGUCUUCUGAGGAUGAGAAAGAGGCCGGCAAGGAAGCGGAAGUCCCGAAAAAAUCUCAAAGACUCAAAAACAAACACCCGGUUGUUGAAACGCCGGCCAAAGCGAACAGCAUCGAGAGAAACAAUUCCAGAAUUUGCGUGAAGAAGGAAGACGUGAAUGUCAGGUCUAGAAGCAAAAGAGCAGAGACUGAAAAGCAGGAGGAGGUUGCAAAGCUCUCUCCCUUAAAGAAGAAGUGGUCACGACUUCACGAAACCGAAUGUGCAUUGGCAGAAACGGUUACCUGUAAAAAAAACCCACCGGUGAACACACUCAGUAAAGACAUUGUGAAAACAGAAUCAAAUAAUUCAAUCAAAACUUCAGAUCGAAAUUCUAACAAAAAUUCUCCUAAAACUUCAUCUAGAAAAUCUGCCGAUAAGAUCAUCUGUGAUUCUGUUCUGUGUAGCCCAACGUUCAACCUUUUUUCUCGGCAAACCCGGAGAAAAUCCUUCGACGUUGUAGAAAUAGAUUGCGAGGAGAAGGAAGCUAAGCCAGCCGAUGAUAAUUGUUAUGUUAAACUGGUGAAGCACAGUGAGACAAAGCCAUGUGAUAAACCUUUCAUCAAAAAAGAACCCGUGUCACCCGAUCGAAAAAGAGGCGCGUCUAGGGACAAUAGCUUGAGCAAGACUCGAUUAAAAUCUUGUGACGUGCUUGCUGAAUCGAAAAAACUCUGCAGUCCUAAGCAGAGCUCUUCAAAAGAGGCCAAUUCUGAGAGGCAAAUCAAAAACUAUUCGAGUGAAAAAUCUAGUGAUAAACAUAACAAAGAUGCAAAGGAAAGAAAUGCUUCUUUAGACAGUGAGAGCUGUAAAGGAAAAAAGAAAUUCCAAGCCGAUUUAUGUAUCAAAGAAGAAAACAUGGUGAAAGAGAUGCCACGUGAUCGAUCCUUUAGUGAACCCGAGAAGCGACAGGCUGUGAUAUCAAAGUUGGAGGUGAGGUCACGUCGGAAAGAUGUUCCUAAAGCAUCGGGAAAGAAACUUUCAAAUGCUGGAAAACCAGCUGGUUCUGAUAAGGAUUCGGAAAAUUCGUCGCCCAAGAAAAAGGACUUGAACCAAGUCAUCGACAAAACAGAUUCAGUUGUUCAAAUCAAAUUAACUAAGUUGCCAUUAAAUUUUUCUUGCGAAAGCAGUUCAUUAAGUGAAUCUUCACCGGAGGACAGUCUCAAAGUUAUAAUCAAAAACCGUCAAGCAAGAAGCAAGUCAAAAACUCAUUCGCGAAAAAAGGAGCCAAGAAAUGAGAAUGAGCCUGAUGCCUUCGAACCGGUAGCAAGUGUUUUGAAAUCAAAAAAUGAAGUGUUAGAAUGCCAAAAUAAUUGUGAUAAAGCGGAUGGUAACGUUCAUAAUGAGAAAGAAGAUUCCCACUCGAAUAAGACCGGUGCAUCCGAACUUAAAAAAUCUUCUGAGGCGAUAAUUCAUCCGUCUGAAACGUUAGAAGUACCUCACCGACGCAAACGCAACAGGCCUAAGUGUACAGACAGUGAUACAACGAACCCUUCGCCCAAAACUGGGAUUCCCCACCUUGAACCAAAAAUCGCGCCUCCCGAAACCAAAGAUACUGACGCUGCUACUCCCACCUUUGAUCUGAGGAAUACCAUUUUAAAAAUCAAGAGCAAAAUCCAGGCUCAGUUUUCUGAUGAGCAAACAGCCGAUAACAGAGACAAAAUGAAUGACAAGAGUCCAAGUACCUCAGAACCACCGAAGCUGGACUGCAUGAAAGAGAGCCACCCAGAAACAAUCAAGACAAAUAGCAAAGAAAAUAAAAGCGAUCCUGGACCAGAGGAGACGUCGCCCGAUAGUAUCUCGAUCGUCUGCGAGAGCAUGCCCUCCAUCUUCCCUGUGCCCACUGCGGAAGCGGGCAGCAGACCUCAGCCGAUCACCAUCCAUCGGCGUUCGGACUCUGACGAUUCGGACUGCGGAGGCCUAGUCAUCGACCUUGACAGAAGACAGUCUGUGGAAGACCAAGUCCCCUCUCCGGCAUUCGAAAUAGACGAUCCAAAACCAUCGAAGGACACCGAACCUACAGUGCAACGUGAACCGACGCCUUCCACGUCGGGCUAUUCGUCCAGCAGUCGCGACAAGACCAAGUGGGGAUUGGACGACUCCGAUGACGACGACGACUGCUUGUUACCGGAGGGUGGAAGGAGACGUCAGCUGAACAUCACGUUUUCGUCGCUGGAAACGGCCGCCAAAGAGCACGCCAAGAAGAUAAAGGAUCGAGAAGAGUCCAUCUUGAGAUCUCUUUUGCUGGAUAACGCCGAGGCAACGCCCGGAACGUCGCAGGAUCAACCUCAGUCGGCCGCAUACAACAUUUCGCCCGAGUCCAAAGCCAAGAUCCAGAGCGAUAUCAUGCGGAUCCUUAUGCACCAGGCCAAUCAAGACGUUUCUGCUUCCACGGCGGCGGGGGGUUUCGACCUGAAGAAGAUGAACUCAAACUCGCUACCCACCGACAUGAAUGCCAACAUCGAUAUCGAAUCUGAGGACGGCCAGGAGGACGCGGACAACCUCGUGGAAGCCAAAGAAAAGAUAACGAAGCUUAAGAACGAAAUAGUCUACUUGCAGUGCAUGGCCGAUCAGAAAGAUCAGGAACGGACAGCUAUUGUCUUCUUUAAGAGGUACAAGGAGGAAGUGCUAGGACGCUUGGUCAAGGAGUACUCUUUCAACGUCCAAGACCACAUCCGGGACUGGCUGCAGGCUCGGCUGGAGAGUGACCCGGAUGAGUCUCAGACACCCUCUGGAACUCAAACGUCCUCGAUUUCCUUCGCUACUUCUCUGGCUAAUGAUGAUGAGCUUGACCGAUUAUGGAAUGAAUUUGUUGCCUGGGUGGAGAAUCGUUCUUUGAUUGCCCACCAGAAUACAGAAACAUCGGCCCCGCCGGACCUCUCUCUCGCUGAACAAGUUCUACGUCUAGCAAACUAUGCGACCGAAGCUGCGGCCUCUGGCCCUAGCGCAGCCACCCCCACCCAGCCCAGCGACGCUCAAAGUGGAGAGCAGCUGCCAGCAGUCGCCGCCAUGGUCGCCAGCGCCACCGAGAACUAUGGCGUCGACAUGAGGACGAUUCGGAACGGCGGCAUGAACAGCAGCACUGCCUUGGGAGCGACUACGCAAACUAUCCUCCAGAAGGCGCUUUCGUCGUCUAGAGACAACGUGUACAUCCCCGCGUUGAGGGAUCCCAUCAUUCUCACCCCUUCGACAUCUAGGUCCUCACCUUCAACUGAAGCGUCAACCAGCACCGCGAUCAGCGCACACCACCCCAGGCAGUCCUUCCGGACUUUCCAGAGGAAUGGUGGUACAUCUGCCUUCAGGUCCAUGUCACCUCCCCUUCCGGACUUGCGGCCCUCGAGGAAAGAAGAUCGUUUGCAGCCCAUCCAGAAAUCAAAACCUCCCACCGAUCCUCCCAGCCGUUCGCCUCCCGCUUUGCAGCCAGAGCUCAGGCUACCUGUUCCGAAAAUCUUUAGUCCCCAGCCUAAGCCCCCCGAAAAGCAAUACCCUCUAGAUCUGAUUGUCACUACAUCAGCUACCGUAAGUGCAGAGGCGGCACCCACCCGAUGCGAGGCUACGAUCAAGAAAAAAGAAAAUGCUCCCCAAGUUUCUGCUUCAAAUUCACAAUCCUCCUCUCGCCGAACCUCGGAAAAGCCACCCGCUGAAGCGGAGAACUUAAAACCAGAGACUUCUUCAAAGUCCGAAAACUCUAACAGAAAACUAGACACUCAAUACACGAAGUCUGAAAGUCAUCGUGAAGCAACUGUCAUCAAAACGGAGACUACUUACAGAAAGACGGAUGCAUCAGCCUCGGUGUCUGACUUGCCUCCGAGAGACCCUGCUUCAGUGCCUGGCUCAUCGAAAAGAGACUUAGCUUCAGGUUCUGGCUUACCGCCAAAAAAACCGUCGGGUGGCGAUUUCACAUUUGAAAAUCGAUUCACAGGCCAAUCAGAAAUGAUCAUCAGGAAAUCCGACCUGUCCUUCAGCAAGUUGGCAAACAUCAGUUCACCGGCAUCCAGCAAGCCCGAAGGCAGCUAUGUCAAGUCGGAGAGCCCCUUCAGCCUCUCUGAGAGCCCUUUCACCAAACCGGGACCUUCACCGAAGCCGGUGGAGGCUGCCACGGCCUCAUCUUUCAAGGAGGGUUCCAAGAACAGGCGCGUGACAUCUAGUCCCAAGCGACGCCCAGGCUACUCCUAUUCCCCCUGGAACAACGGCAGAAACCCGGAAGCGUCUGCCACACUCGAUCUUCGAACUGAAAACGCGCGUUCAAAGGACAGCCUGCUUCUGCCCAAGAAGGAACCUUCCACCAACGGUCACUCCUCUAGUCGUCAGAAAUUCAUGACUGUUCCUCCACCCACCAUGUUGCAGCAAUCACAGACACCCAGUUCGCCUAGCAGUAGCAGUCAUCAGUCGCGAUCUCACAGCAGCGGUCAUCAUCAUGAGGCAUCACAUAAGAGUAGCAUUGAAAGAAUCUACACCCGCAGCACCGAAGAAGAACUGCGAUCCAUGUCGUACUCGUCGAUUGUGGAGACGAACGGGCUGGCAUACCCCCUGGUCAAGAUGGCCAUGUCCAUGCCGGAGACUGCCGGACCAUCCGGGGUCAAGUGCUUGGGCUGCGGCGUCUCCGAUGCCAAGUUCCUCUGCUCUGGAUGCCGAAAACACUGGUAUUGCAGUCCUCACUGCCAGACAAUGCGCUGGCCCGAGCAUUCACGCGAUUGUGGAAGAUUCUUCGAGUAG